GACCUCUGUAAAUAUACCCCGCCGACAUCGACCCGAUUCCGUUUGGAUGAUUAGGUAUCACGAGGAAAGCCGACGACCAUUGUGACCGCCAACUCCUUGUCCUCUCAAGCCCGAUAACUCUACUCUUGCCAAUCGCCGUGAAACGGAAAUCACUACUUUCGCCAUCAUGUGCAAGCACAUUCUCAACGCGCAAGUCUCGGUCCGGUCGCCAUGCUGCAAGAAAUGGUUCGACUGCGUUGAGUGCCACACCGAACAGGAGUCCCACCCGCUCGCCGAGAACUACGAGAUGAUUUUCGCCUGCAAGAAGUGCAGGAAGUGUUUCCGCAAAAACGCCACGGAGUUCGAGGAGGCUGACGAAUACUGCCCCCAUUGCGAUAACCACUUCAUCAUCGAGGCCAAGACCCCCAGGGCAGCACUAUCCAUCGAGAGCGAGGACGUCCGAAUGGACAGCAAGAUGCUAAAGGACGAGAGGGCGAAGCAGCAAGCGUUAAAGACCAUUUUCGACCCAUCUGAGGAUGCUGACAAGCUGGGCUGA
Ilyonectria robusta is the source of this 535-nucleotide messenger RNA. RefSeq lists its product as uncharacterized. Lineage: Eukaryota; Fungi; Ascomycota; Sordariomycetes; Hypocreales; Nectriaceae. Bases 167 to 535 code for a protein of 122 amino acids. The record is from RefSeq and is a predicted model, not a curated record. Gene Ontology annotation, molecular function: zinc ion binding. Gene Ontology annotation, biological process: protein import into mitochondrial intermembrane space. The transcript has 3 exons. Gene Ontology annotation, cellular component: mitochondrial intermembrane space.